UUUAGAAGUAAUAACUAGAAAUAUUAAUGUACAGGGUGUAGAUAUUUAUUUAGUUAAAUUAUCACACAAUUGGCCCAGCAGUAGAGGAGGGAAGGCACAGUGCAGUAUCAUCAUGACCGCUGAAACACUGAAGGUGAAGAUCUAUUGACCAUAUCCCAAUUAAGUUUUAGGUUUUUAGCGGUUCCAACAGUGGGUUCAUUAAUUGUAAGGAACAGAUGUGAACUUACCUUUAAGGUGUGAGGAGGUGUUGGGGUUCUCAUUAUCAUCUUCAAGACACAUCUUAAAGUGAUAUACUUUACUGUACAAGUUCCCAAAAAUUUGACUGAUAUGAGUCAAGUUUAUUUGUAAUGCCAGAAUGAGUUGCCAACAAAAUUCAAGUGGAGCUGUCAUGGAGACUAAUACACAGUAUUUAAAGGUACUAGUGAAGUCUAGGGGUGAUCCAUACACACAUCAGUUUUUAUAGGUUAAUGUAACAGAUCAGGAAUCUGGAGAAGAACGCAGGCUAGCUUACAGUAAGGUGGAUGGGAUGCGUACUCCUGGCAUUAUCUUUAUUCCAGGAUUCAUGUCACACAAGAAUUCUGAGAAACCUACUGCAAUUCAUGAUUUCUGUAAGAAGAAUGGCUUUCCUUUUGUAAGGUAUGAUCCUACUGCACUUGGUGAAUCAGAUGGCCCCAUUGAACUGAAAGAUGCACGAUUCUCUCAUUGGCUGCAAGAUGCUGAGGAAGCUUUGCUCCAGCUUACUGAAGGUCCUCAGUUGGUAAUUGGCUCCUCCAUGGGUGGAUGGCUUGCUUCUUGUCUCGCAAAGAAAUACCCAGAGAAGUUUCAGAGUCUUCUCCUCCUUGCUCCAUCUAUCAAUUUUGCAAAUCAUUAUGUAGAGCGAAUCCGCAGAAAGGCCCCACCUCAGCUGUUAGAAAUGCUGGAAAAGGGCGAAUGUUAUGAAUACCAAGACCCGAAGUAUGGACCAUAUCCUGUCUCUCUACGAGUGUUUCAAGAUAUGGUACCCUAUGAAUUAAGUUUAGAAGAAGCUGGAAGUUACCCUAUUUCUUGCCCCGUUCGUAUCAUACAUGGCACAGAGGAUACAUAUAGUCCAUACGAGAACUCUCUUAAACUGCUCACAGGAUUCCAAACAUCCGACAUAUUUCUCCUAUAUGUCAAGGGAACUGAUCACCACCUAGAUGAUCCACAGAGUUUAGAAAUAAUAUUUGAAACUAUUCUCAAAUUAACCUCUCCAUCAUCUUCUAAACUGUAAUUAACAUCUACCAAUGUCACUUUUAGCAGUGUAUUAAAAAUGAUUACGAUAUUGUAAUUAUUUGUUUUAACAAGAAAACAUGAGAUAACUCUUAGUCUGAACGUUGCUUUAUUAAGUUGCUUCAGUGUAUAAGAAAUACAGUAAUAUUUAUUAUUUAUUGAAAAUAAUUGAUUAUUAAUUAAGGAAUAAUGUAUAGUGCAGGUACUCAACCCCAAAAUCAUCAUUCAAGAAACUAUAUUUACCUGAAAACCUUCGGUUUUUCUAACUAAAACUGAUUUUUAAAUUUAAACCAAAAAAUUAAACUACCACUCCUGGGUAGUGCUUGUUUUGGCUGCUUUAGUUUGGCAGUGCCAGGGGUGAUAGGGUAUAUUUUCCUUCGUUCUGUUCCAUUAUUGUUGUUUGAUGAAGCUAAGAAGUUGGAUGAAGAGGACGUGGACAGAAAUAAUGAACAUGGUUGGGGAUUGGAACAAAAGAACUUCAUCAAUGAGAAAAACAUGUAAUGUGAUGAAUAAGAUUCAAGAACUGUUAAAUAUAUACAGUACACAAUAUAUACAGUAGAAUCCCAGUUAUUCGGCACCUGUGGGGAUUGAAUAGGUGCCGGAUAAAAAGUUUUCCUGGCUAGUUGAAACUCACUCUUAAGAUCCCCCAAUAUAUCCUACAAUACACAGUGCUACAGGCAGACCCCGCAAAUUUGUGUCUCAGAAAAACAGACUUUUUUUUUACACAUUCCUUUCCAUAUACCCUGGUAAAUGCUUUGGCUUAGAAAUAAAAUAUAUUAUAAAACUAUAAAAUAAGAAAAAUAAAGAGCCUGGGUGUGUAUGUGUGGGGACUGAAUGUGUGUUGAGGUGGUGGGCUAUAACUACGUCGCUGAAUCGCCAGCCCAGCCGCCUCAUAUAUUGUUACUUCUUGUAAUGAAACUACUAUAAAAGUUGUGAAAAAAUCAUUAUAAUGCUCCAAUGUGGCUUAGAAAUAAAGAAAAUAUAAUAUAAAAUGAUAAAAUCAGAAGAAUGAAGCACAUUGGUGUGAACUGUAUAUGUUGGAAGUGAACGUGUGUGGGAGCAGUGGGUUACUGGGCUAUAACUGCGUGGCCAUGUUCCCUCUCGAUGCGAUGUCAUGGCAUGCACACUUCCAGUGUGGUAGCCGCAUGUCUGUGAGUCAGCUGGUUGAUUGCCUGAACUGUGUCCCAUUGCCCAGAGGAUGGUUCGAGUGUAGAAGGUGCCAAUUUUGUACAUAAAAUAUGUGCUAUAGUAUUUUAUAAUACUGUAUGCUGUGCUUCCAUUGUAUUGUUUAAUAUAGCAAUAAAUAAUGCUGUUUC
Messenger RNA from Homarus americanus (American lobster), 2564 nucleotides. Its product is annotated as palmitoyl-protein thioesterase ABHD10, mitochondrial-like. The transcript is spliced from 7 exons. Gene Ontology annotation, cellular component: mitochondrion. The coding region runs from base 527 to 1249 and encodes 240 amino acids. Gene Ontology annotation, molecular function: palmitoyl-(protein) hydrolase activity; hydrolase activity, hydrolyzing O-glycosyl compounds. The record is from RefSeq and is a predicted model, not a curated record. Gene Ontology annotation, biological process: protein depalmitoylation. NCBI's taxonomy places the organism in Eukaryota, Metazoa, Arthropoda, Malacostraca, Decapoda, Nephropidae.